Messenger RNA from Tribolium castaneum (red flour beetle), 2491 nucleotides. It is a transcript of the gene Nopp140, whose product is annotated as Nopp140. The transcript is spliced from 4 exons. Gene Ontology annotation, cellular component: nucleolus; nucleoplasm. Bases 60 to 2303 code for a protein of 747 amino acids. Lineage: Eukaryota; Metazoa; Arthropoda; Insecta; Coleoptera; Tenebrionidae. The record is from RefSeq and is a predicted model, not a curated record.
UGCGCAUUCGCCCACUUGUGAAGCAGCCUCUAUUGUAAAUUCCUUUUUUAUCGGCAGACAUGGCGGACAACACGGGAAGUGUGGUCUCCGCGUUAAUGUACGAUUUUUUGUCCGGUAUUGAUAAAAACUUGGCCAAUGUGUUCCAAAAAAAGCAUAAAACGGCCGGUUUGCAAAAAGGCUCUCCCACGUUGACUGACAUUGUUUCGUAUUACUUGAAAACCGGACCUAAAUCGAAGCAAUUGAAACUAAAUUCAGCCGAAAGUGAUGGAAGUAGUAGCGAGGAUGAAGAGCCUCCAAAAAAGGUGGUCAAUGGCGUAAUUAAACAAACAAAACCUGGACAGAAAAAAGCUGAGUCGAGUAGCGACGACAGUUCUUCUGAAGAAGCUACCGCGAAGAAACCAGCUAUUAAAACACCUGCCAAGCAACAACCAGCUAAACCACCACAAAAACAAAAACAAGAGAGUAGCUCAGAUGAUUCGUCUGAAGACGAAGCACCGAAAGCAAAGCAAGCUAUUAAGAAAACACCGGCUAAACCUGCUGCUAAACCAGCCCAAAAGAAGGAGAGUAGCUCCGAUAACUCCUCUUCGGAGGAAGAAGCGCCCAAGAAAGCUCCAGUUAAGUCGAUUUUGAAGCCACCUGCGAAACCUGUCCAGAGCAAAAAAGAUAGUUCGGAAGACAGUUCUGAAGACUCAGAUGACGAACCCUCGAAGCCACAACAGAAAGUUGCGGCUAAACCCACAGUUAAAGUCAUUCCACAGAAAAAGGAGAGUUCAGAUGACUCAUCGUCUGAAGAAGAACAACCAGUCAAGGCCGCACCUAAACCCAUCGUCAAAACACCUGCAAAACCAGCCUUGAAGAAGAAAGAAAGCAGUUCUGAAGAUAGUUCAGAGGACGAAGCACCGAAAGUUCAAACUAAAGCAGUUGCGAAUAAAAAACCACCAGCAAAGAAGGAAAGUAGUUCGGAAGAUUCAUCUUCCGAAGAUGAAGCCACGAAAAAACCAGUCCAGAAACCGGUAACGAAAACACCGGUCAAGAAACAGGAAAGUAGUUCUGAAGACUCAUCCGAAGAAGAAGCCCCUAAGGCAAAAAUAACAAAACCAAGCCCGGCACAAAAACCAAUCCAAAAGAAGAAAGAAAGCAGCUCAGAGGAAGACUCCUCUGAAGAUGAGGCCCCAAAACCAGCGGCUAAAGCCCCACCGAAAGCCACUCCAGCCAAGAAGAAGCCUGAGAGUAGUUCUGAUGACUCAUCUGACGACGAACCGCCACAGAAAAAACAAGCCGUUGCUAAAACUCCACAAAAACCAGUCGCUAAAAAAUCGAAGGAAAGUAGUUCUGAAGACGGUUCGGAGGAAGAAGUUCCUAAAAAGACCGCCUCCGCGAAGCCGACUCCUGUGAAAAAGACUGAAGAUAGUUCUGAGGAAUCAAGCGACGAAGAGGAGAAAAAGACGGUUAAAACUCCGGCAAAGCCACAAGCUAAUGCGAAAAAAGUAGCGAAGAAGGAAAGUUCGUCUGAUGACAGUAGCGAAGAGGAGGAAGAAAAGACACCCAAGAAUAAAACUCCAAAAGCUGCCUCAACUCCAGCACCGAAGAAACUAGCGGCUAAUAAGGAAUCAUCAGAGGAAGAAGAGGAUGAAAAACCGGCUGAAGUAAUGACUAAAGGCGUGAAGAGGAAAGCUGAAGAUGAGGAAAAUGAUGGAUUCGUUGCCAAGAAGUCGAAUUAUAAUAAUUUCGUUAAGGCGGGACAGAAUAACAGCUUCAAUGGAAAUAAUAAGGAUGAAGGAAACGAAGACAGUUGGAACAAAAAUAAACGCGAUUCAUUCGGUAAUCGUGGUGGGAGGGGUGGCCGCGGUGGCGGCGGUUUCAGAGGAGGACGUGGUGGGGGCGGUUUUAGAGGUGGCCGCGAUGGGGGCGAUUUUAGAGGUGGCCGCGAUGGGGGCGAUUUUAGAGGUGGUCGCGAUGGGGGCGAUUUUAGAGGUGGCCGCGAUGGGGGCGAUUUUAGGGGUGGCCGCGGAGGCGGCGGUUUUAGAGGCGGACGCGGUGGAGGCGACCGUGGCGGUCGUGGAGGAUUCCGAAAAUCGUUCGGUGAUAACGAUAGGGGCGGUCGUGGAGGAUUCCGAAAAUCGUUCGGUGAUAACGAUAGGGGCGGUCGUGGAGGGUUCCGUAAAUCGUGGGGUGACAAUGAUAGGGGUGGGGGUCGUGGGGGCUUCCGGAAAUCGUUUAGCGAGGGCGGGGGCAGAGGCGGGUUCAAUAACAGUUUUGGAUCCAAAACACCAGAAAAUAAGAAAAUUACCUUUGACAACUAGGUUUUUUAUUUCGUAAUGCGAGAGGAUCCUGGGGGGAAAGAGCAAAUAUGGACCUAAAACAUACCCGGGGAAAAUCCUUCCGUCACGAAAAAACCAAGAAAAAGCGCGGAUCGUAUCGUGGUGGUGUCAUUGAUACAUCUGUUAAUUCUAUUAAAUUUGAAUAGAUCUAGAAUUUUUUCAACACAGUA